Oryzias melastigma (Indian medaka) is the source of this 3887-nucleotide messenger RNA. Its product is annotated as mastermind-like protein 2. NCBI's taxonomy places the organism in Eukaryota, Metazoa, Chordata, Actinopteri, Beloniformes, Adrianichthyidae. Gene Ontology annotation, molecular function: transcription coactivator activity. Gene Ontology annotation, cellular component: nuclear speck; nucleoplasm. The record is from RefSeq and is a predicted model, not a curated record. Gene Ontology annotation, biological process: positive regulation of transcription of Notch receptor target; Notch signaling pathway. The transcript is spliced from 5 exons. The coding region runs from base 817 to 3456 and encodes 879 amino acids.
GCUAGAGUAUGCUGUUGCGCACAUCUCCGUCCCGACAGCGCCUCCGGUCAGAGGAGGAAUGCUCACACAAUGAGGCUCUGUGUGCAGCAGCUCCGCCGGAGCCUCCGUGUACUGCUCGCACAAAUGAUUGUCAAUGGACUAUUUGAGACGGACCUCUAUCGGUUCUCGCGGCGCCUUUCCCUCCCUGUCGGAAUCUUUCUUUUUGUGGGGGAAAAACUUCUUUGUGACCGGAUUCCAGACCUGAAUGGAGAAAACACACAAACGAAGGACUAAAAUUCUAUCAAAAACACCGUGAGUGCUGAAGUUUGAGAGGGGUUUGAAGUGGAUUUGCGGAUUCUUUGGUUUUAGGGAAGAUUCGCUGCUUUCUCGCUGGUAGUUGAUGGACUUCAGCUGUUUGUGAAGUGCUCUGCACUUGAGAUUAGGCAGGAAUUAAAUGCAUCAGGGAAUGCAGGCGUCUCAUCGCUGAAACUGGAGUUGUGCGUGCCAUGGUUUUGAAUCAUCAGAGGCUUUCACAAUGAGGUGGGAUUAAGAUAGAUGUAGAUUCCUGACUGGAUCGUUAUUUCAGAGAUUUACAAGUUGAUAAAGUCAUCAGUUAGUCAUCAUAACCACUUUUUGGUGGACUUGUAGUUUAUUUAACCAUUUUGUUUUAUAAUCAAAUCUCUGUUGUAAAGAAAAAUAAACACAUUUUUUUUGUUUUCUACAGAUUAGUAUUUUAACUUUGCCCAUGUGACCAAAUUCCUGGUCCAUGCCCGUUCUGUGGUCCAUCAGAAGCUGAGUGGACCUCAGGUUGAACAAACUUGUGAGGGACUUGAGGGCAUGGGGGAGGCCACCCCUGCUCAGUCUACAACAGGGACCUUCGUACCCAUGUUAGGGGUUGGUUUGGGGGCCAUGCCCUCUGGGGUCACCAAUGGGCCGGUGGUGGCCACCUCCAGGGCAUCUGUUGGGCCACCACCGCUCCACAACGCCAUCGUGGAGCGCCUGCGAGCCCGGAUCGAGCUGUGCAGGAGACACCACUCCAACUGCGAGAACCGCUACCAGAGGGGUCAGGCGGAGAGCUCUGACCGCGAGCACGAGAGCACGCUCCACCUGCUCAACAUCGUUCACCAGGGGCCUGGGAACCGCAAGACCAAGGGCAGCCGGGCAUCGAACCAUCAACCCCCGGAGUACAGCAGGGCCAAUGGGGAUCAGAAGAGCUCUGAGGGGGAGCAGAGGAUUUCUACGCGCAUAGCGCUCCAAGGCUCUUUGCGCAGGAAGAUUGAGGGAAACGGCCCCGGACCGGCGCUGAAGCAGAACGGACUCUCCUGUGGCUUCUCCGGCUCAGACUUUAAGCGGAUUCGCAUGGACGCCGGUGUUCUGGAGCACGUCACCUGCAACCCCAACCUAACCCAGUCCCACCCUCUGCAAAGGUCCGCCGGCAUGCAGAGGAAGAACUACAUGAUGCCUCCCGGACUGGGGUCAGAUAUAAUCAAUAUGACUCUGAAGGAAAUGAAAAAGGAGCCCGUGGAGGCCCAGUCCUGCAGCCAGUCCAUCUUUGAGUUCAAGGAUGAAGGCUGUGGUCAGAUCGACCCAGAACUCCAGGAUCUUUUUGAUGAACUGACAAAGUCGGUGCCCCCGCUGAACGAUUUUGAACUGGAGAAGAUGUUGAAACAGGACGAUACGUUCGGUUUGGAUCUGGGUCGGCCCAGCUCGGCCGGGGCGACGGCCAGCUUGUGUUCCCCCAUGGAGAAGCAGAUAAAGACGGAGAACUCUGCGGACUUUGGACCGUCCCACUGUGGCUCGCCGCAGCUUCGACCGGCCUCGGCGGGUCCGUCGUUCACGCUGACCAGCACCUCUUCCACCAACUCCUUGCAGAAGACGAACAACCAGGCGGGACACCCCAGAACCUUGCCGUGCUGGCCAGAAAUAUCCCAUGCACAGCAGCUCAAGCAGAUGGCGGCCAACCAGCAGCAGCAGCAGCCGAGUUCUCUUCUUCAUCACCACCACCAAACACCAAACGUUGGAAUGUCCAGCUGGGCUCCAGCCAUGAACUCCUCCACCAGCACCUUUCCCCAAGGGAAGACCCCCACCUCAGUCCCUCUCAGCCAGCAAAGGCUUGACCCUCAUAGUAAAGAGAUUAGCAACUGUCUCUUCAAGUCCAACGGCCACGCCGGCCCCCACCAACUGGACAUGAAGUGUCCCAGCACCAAACCCACUUUGCACUUCAGCCCCAAAACGACCCACUCCGCCAACCAGCCCAUCAUGUCCAUCAUGACAAGUCCGGCGAGUAAACCCGAGCAGCAGUCCUCGUCACCGGGUCAGAACCAGCCGCAUGCCGGUCUGCACUUCCAAAGCCAGCAGAUCUCCACGCCGGGAUCCCUCUGUCUGCAGCCCAAGUCUGUUUCUGCAGGACUGCCGUUCAGGCUGUCCCAGCCUCAGCAGGGAGUUCCUUCUGGUCCUAACGGAACCUUGGGAGUCUUGUCAGCCCAAUCCCAGCUGCGACACUCGGCGCCCAACAACCAGCAGAAAGGCCCGGCCAAAACCCAGACGGUUCCGAGGCAGCAGCUGCAGCAUCCCGUCAGCACUGCAGAUAAAGACAACGCCUGCGAUCAGUUCAGCCGCCAUCUGACGAGACCGCCGCCGGAUUACAAGCAGUCCAGAGGCAUUGUGGGAGUUCAGCAAGGCAGCAUCUUCACGGGUCAAAGCUCCUCCCAGUCUCCCGGCGGCGGUCCCGAGAACUCACUACAGUCGCUGUCCUGUCACCUCCGAAACGUCUCCACCGCCAAGAUGGGCGGAGCGAUGGCGGCUGACUGUCCGCCCACCUCCUGCAUCAACCAGUUUCAGCAAAACGUCCACAACCGCCUGAACCAAAGUAAGCCCAGGUUCCUGGGUCCCAACGCUCCGGGGAAGUCGUUUGGGAUGAGCGGCACGGCGGGCGUGCAGCACCAGAGGGCCCCGGCGAACCUGCACUCCUCCGGACAGAGUCUAGGAGGCCUGAUGACGAGCGGCGCCAUGGGUUGGGGUUCCGCCAACAAACAAGUGACGGCUGGACUUGGUCUCAGGUGUCUCCCCGCGCCGCAGGGCGUGCCGGACAUGUACGGGCAGAGGCACGUCGGCCCCCCCAACCAGGUGGCGCCGGACCUGGGCAUGCUCCCUCUGACCCCCUCGGUGAGGGAGACGGCCGCCAGACCCAACCCGGCCCUGAUGAGCUCGCCGUCCCCCGUGGGAAACCUCAGCCAGGUGUCGCCUGAGCAGAGGGUGCCGGCGGGUAACUUCACGGAGCCCAGCCCGGGCGCCAACGGCUACCAGAGCAGCCGACACAACCGGGUGACGUUUGACUUUCUCCCCGAGGGAGACAACACGGUUCCCGGCAUCAACGCCGACUCCGACUUCAUCGACGCGCUGCUGAAGUCUGGAUCAGGAAACGACGACUGGAUGAAGGACAUAAACCUGGACGAGAUCCUGGGGGGUCACUCCUGAAUUACAAAGUAAAGGGAUAACAUUUGUAAAUACUAUUAAAAUAAAACUUUCCGUCUUCUUAUUUGUUAUCCGAGUAUCCAGAAUCGUUUGGUCGUGUAUUUACUGUGAAAAGCUCCGGGGCGGUUCUCCGCUCGUUCCUUCCCGGCGGUCCUCUUUGCCGUCUCCCGUUUCCAUGGAUCCCGCUGACGAUCCACGAUUCCCACUGUGAAAACACGUAUGCAUCGCCACCUGAAGAUCACGCCGCUUUAACGUAUCAGACGCCGCCACAGGAUGAAGUGAUCUCUACAGCCGGAUGCUUCCUCCUCGCUCCAUCUGUGGUAUUUUUCAACGCAAUUAUGUAAUCUUUUUUUUUCUUCAAGUGGUAUUUAAUAUUUGGAAUAGCAAGUAGACAUUAUAAUACAUGUAAUUAAUAAAAAUGUAUUUGAAAAAUG